Molecule: messenger RNA, 600 nt
Organism: Didymodactylos carnosus
Lineage: Eukaryota; Metazoa; Rotifera; Eurotatoria; Philodinida; Philodinidae
Source: the annotation of a GenBank genome assembly
AUGGAUGGCAGCAAGAAGUCACCUGACGGCGCUGCGAAAGAACAUCAGCAGCUACCGAACGACAUCGGUGAACAACGAUAUACUGAAAUCGCUGAACAAACGACGGCGGCUAUUGUCGCUCAAGGACCACCGCCAGUCGUUAAUAGCAGACCGUCCAUAGAACCUGCUCUUCCUGAAUUACCUCGAUUUUGGCCUCCGCCCUUACCUCCUCGUCGUGUUGGGGCUAAUUUUCCCAGGGCGUGCCGCAUGUUGUUUCCCACUUCGGGUCAUUUGGGUUUUGGCCUAUUAAAAUAUUCCGAGGAAGAACCACCGAUCCAUACACUUCGCGAGAUGAUAGUUUAUGAGACACGCCUUCGCUUGUCCGAUUCGAUUCAAGAGCUCAUGGAUUUGUACCAUAACGACGAGGCCGCUGUCACUCUCGUGCACGAUAUUAUUCAGCAGCAUGUGGUGGAACAUUUUGGCUAUCAAGAUGUGAAUGCCCUACGCACCGCUUUGUAUCGCUUUCCAGACGACUCUGUCAUCAAGGCAGCUUUCUAUGAUGAAGAAUAUUUUAAAGUUUAUUUGCCAUUAGGGGCAAAAGCUGAUUGUUUAAGACGCUGA